Messenger RNA from Telopea speciosissima, 930 nucleotides. RefSeq lists its product as uncharacterized. Lineage: Eukaryota; Viridiplantae; Streptophyta; Magnoliopsida; Proteales; Proteaceae. Gene Ontology annotation, biological process: root development; shoot system development. Bases 1 to 930 code for a protein of 309 amino acids. The transcript has a single exon. The record is from RefSeq and is a predicted model, not a curated record.
AUGGGAAAAGACGCAAAAGAGAUGGUGGUCGCCGGUUUCCGUCGUUCACUCUCAUUCUCCACCUCAAGUCCCAGACGUCCACCACCCCAAGAGAAAUCCCACCACAUCAGAUCCAUCAGUCUCCCAUGCAAUUCUCAUCCUUUGAUCUCCCAGCUAAAGGACAAGAUCAAUGUACUACGGAGCUGGGAGUCAGAGGCUAUCACCACCCGACCCUCAUCGGCCUCGCUCUGCGCCGUCUUGAACCACCUCAAGAACCUCCACGAUUGUCUCGACGAUCUCCUAGACCUUCCCCAGACGCAAGACUCCCUCCGCCGUCGAUCCGACUGGGUCGAGAAGCUUCUAGAAGACUUUCUUCGCUUCGUCGACGUUUACGGUAUCUUCCAAGCAUCACUCGUGGCUCUCAAGGAAGAACAAUUGACCGUACAGGUGGCCAUUAGGAGGAGAGACGAAUCCAAGAUGUCUUCCUACGUAAAGGCUCUUAAGAAGAUGGACAAGGAGAUGAGGAAGCUCACGUCCACCGUCCGAUGCAUCGGCAAAAGCUCGUCUUCAGCUUUGACGUUCGUGUCGAAUGGUGAUGCUGAGUUGGCAGCGAUUCUUAGGGACGUUAACGAGGUCACGGUGAUGGUUUCGGUUGCUCUCUUUCAUGGAAUGUCAUCUUCAUCUUCGUCGGCUAAGUCAUGGAUGGUGGGGUGGAGAUUAUCGAAGAGAUAUCAGAAAAUGAAGGAAGAGAAAGGAAUCCGGGAGUUCGAAGAAGCUGGAGUGCAAAGCUUGAGCUGUUUGAGAAAAAAAGGAAAUGAUGAGAUGAGGAUGGCAUUGGGGAAAUUACAAACGUUGGAGGAUUGUAUUGGAAGGAUCGAGAGUGGGAGCGAGAGAGUGUUUAGGAGUUUGAUUAACACUAGAGUUUCAUUGCUCAACAUUCUCACUCAAUAA